Phyllostomus hastatus (greater spear-nosed bat) is the source of this 4866-nucleotide messenger RNA. It is a transcript of the gene SNX18, whose product is annotated as sorting nexin 18. Bases 136 to 1947 code for a protein of 603 amino acids. Gene Ontology annotation, cellular component: plasma membrane; cytoplasmic vesicle. The record is from RefSeq and is a predicted model, not a curated record. Gene Ontology annotation, molecular function: protein binding; phosphatidylinositol binding. Gene Ontology annotation, biological process: endocytosis; protein transport; mitotic cell cycle. NCBI's taxonomy places the organism in Eukaryota, Metazoa, Chordata, Mammalia, Chiroptera, Phyllostomidae. The transcript has 2 exons.
CCCCCCGGCGGCAGCUCGGCUCGCAGACGGCGGCGCGCGGAGCGGGAGGAGGGCGCGACCGGCGGGCGGGGCGCAGCGCGCGGCCUCGGGCUCCCUGCGCGGGCCCUCGGCGGCCGGGCGGCUCAGGCCGGGACCAUGGCGCUGCGCGCCCGGGCGCUGUACGACUUCCGGUCGGAGAACCCGGGCGAGAUCUCGCUGCGGGAGCACGAGGUGCUGAGCCUGUGCAGCGAGCAGGACAUCGAGGGCUGGCUCGAGGGCGUCAACAGCCGCGGCGACCGCGGGCUCUUCCCGGCCUCCUACGUGCAGGUGAUCCGCGCGCCCGAGCCGGUCCCCGCGCCGGACGGCGGCCCCGGCGCCCCGGCCCGCUACGCCAACGUGCCGCCCGGCGGCCUCGAGCCGCUGCCGGCCGCGCCGCUGGGCGCCUUCCAGCCGCCCCCCGGCGCGGGCCUCCCGUACCCGGGGGGCGCCCUACAGCCGUCACCCCAGCAGCUCUACGGCGGCGGCGGCUACCAGCCCGGCCAGGGCAGCGACGACGACUGGGACGAUGAGUGGGACGACACCUCCACGGUGGCGGACGAGCCCGGCGCGCUGGGCAGCGGCGCCUACCCGGACCUGGACGGCUCGUCGUCGGCGGGGGGCGCCGGCCGCUACCGCCUGUCCACGCGCUCCGACCUGUCGCUGGGCUCCCGCGGCGGCCCGGCGCCCGCGCAGCACCAGCCGUCGGGGGCCAAGAGCUCGGCCACCGUGAGCCGCAACCUGAACCGCUUCUCCACCUUCGUCAAGUCGGGCGGGGAGGCCUUCGUGCUGGGCGAGGCCUCAGGCUUCGUCAAGGACGGGGACAAGCUGUGUGUGGUGCUGGGGCCCUACGGUCCCGAGUGGCAGGAGAACCCCUACCCCUUCCAGUGCACCAUCGACGACCCCACCAAGCAGACCAAGUUCAAGGGCAUGAAGAGCUACAUCUCCUACAAGCUGGUGCCCACGCACACGCAGGUGCCGGUGCACCGGCGCUACAAGCACUUCGACUGGCUGUACGCGCGCUUGGCCGAGAAGUUCCCCGUCAUCUCGGUGCCCCACCUGCCCGAGAAGCAGGCCACCGGCCGCUUUGAGGAGGACUUCAUCUCCAAGCGCAGGAAGGGCCUCAUCUGGUGGAUGAACCACAUGACCAGCCACCCGGUGCUGGCGCAGUGCGACGUCUUCCAGCACUUCCUGACCUGCCCCAGCGGCACCGACGAGAAGGCCUGGAAGCAGGGCAAGAGGAAGGCCGAGAGGGACGAGAUGGUGGGCGCCAACUUCUUCCUGACGCUGAGCACGCCGCCCGCCGCCGCGCUGGACCUGCAGGAGGUGGAGAGCCGCAUCGACGGCUUCAAGAGCUUCACCAAGAAGAUGGACGACAGCGCGCUGCAGCUCAACCACACGGCCACCGAGUUCGCGCGCAAGCAGGUGACGGGCUUCAAGAAGGAGUACCAGAAGGUGGGCCAGUCUCUGCGCGGCCUCAGCCAGGCCUUCGAGCUGGACCAGCAGGCCUUCUCCGCCGGCCUGAACCAGGCCAUCGCCUUCACCGGAGACGCCUACGACGCCAUUGGCGAGCUCUUCGCGGAGCAGCCCAGGCAGGACCUGGACCCCGUCAUGGACCUGUUAGCGCUGUACCAGGGCCACCUGGCCAACUUCCCGGACAUCAUCCACGUGCAGAAAGGCGCGCUGACCAAGGUGAAGGAGAGCCGGCGGCACGUGGAGGAGGGCAAGAUGGAGGUGCAGAAGGCCGACGGCAUCCAGGACCGCUGCAACACCAUCUCGUUCGCCACACUGGCCGAGAUCCACCACUUCCACCAGAUCCGGGUGCGGGACUUCAAGUCCCAGAUGCAGCACUUCCUGCAGCAGCAGAUAAUAUUUUUCCAAAAAGUGACGCAGAAGCUGGAGGAAGCCCUCCACAAGUACGAUAGUGUGUAGUGGCCGGACCCGGGAUGGCGGACCCCUCCAGCUCGAGAAUAAUUCCCGCAGCAGGACAGAAACUGCUGUCAGGGAGCCGUGGCCAGCGCUCGGUGGCGGCACAAGGCUGGUUUUGUGUUGACUGGAACUGGGCUGAAUUCGCAAUGACGCAGGGCAGAAACAGUUACCGCGGUUCCGCAGUGGAAACAGUACCACACAUUGUAACUAAGUUAUACUCUGUAUGCCUACACUACCAUUGUAACUUUUGGAAUAACGAUUAUACUAUUUGCCUUAUUGCUUUUUGAAGUAUGGGUAUUUUAGAGCCUACCUUGUAGACCUCAGAACCCACGGAGGGUCUCCGAGAAGCCGGCCGGGCCACAGCCUGCUCUGGGUGCCUUUCCCCUCGCGCACAGAUCGGGAUUCCCCAAAUUCAGCCUGUCCUCUGUUUACAGACUCCAGCUAGAGCAGCUAUGCGACUUCGUGCCUUCUGACGUUUUUUUUUCCUUUCUCCGCCCCUCCCCCCUUCGAGUAACUGCAGCUUUCCUGGUGGGAAGAGUGAGCGGCCAGGGGUGCCUGGGGUCGCAGCCUGCCUGCCGUGACCCCACGCCGCUGUCACUGGGGCAGGCGGGAGGGCGCUGUCACAGGCACGCGGGGUUUGUCCCCUGAUCCCACGGUGAGUGCGGCGGAAGGGGCUCUGCACUCCUCGCGGGGUGAGAAGUCCAUUGGGGCAGGAGAGGGGGCCCCUCUGUUCCCGAGAUGCUGCGGUGAUGGGGACUGUUCUGGCCGGAGGACUGGUCCCACCAGCGUCCCGGAAGCGAGGUGGGUGGUCCCCAGGGGCACGCCCACCCGUGUGGGGAGAGCGGAACCCAGCCCGCAGGGACACAGCCCAGGACCCGUGAGGACACCCUCGGUGUCCCUCGUAGGAGGGUUCCCCCCCCUUUUUUUUUCUAUUUUUAGCUUGAAGAUUUUCUUUUCCUAUUCAGUGUGAUUUUUUUUUUAAACGGAUCUACACUGUUAACCAAUUGAGACUCCACUGUGAUUCAUCGUUUACUCACUCGGACACUUUUCAGGGACGUCUGUGAGAUAUUCAGUGUUACACAGCGACGCCGCUACUGUCGGCCCGAGGAGGGACCAGCAAUACUUGCUACUAUUCCAGACGCCGAAAGAUGCUGGAGCGACUGCUUGUUUUCAAGGACCGAUGAGCCCCCGGGACGUCGAACAGGACAAAUCACCUUAAAUAUAUUCUUUUAUUGUUAUCACAAGGGAAAUAGAAAUGGCUGGUAAAUACCAAAAAGAUUCCAAAGCAGCUUCAUUUAAAAAGCACAAAGAGAUUGCGGCUCGGGGUGCCGAAAUCUCAAUGUUCCUCGUGGCCGCUGAGCCGGGCGAUGGGGUUCUCGUGGUCCCGGGUGUGACGACCGGCUCCUCGGGGUCCCGGCGGCUGCUGUUCCUCCGGGCCGCGGCUGGCGCCGGCUCAGCGGCCCCUGGGCGUCGACCUGCCCACUGGGGAUUGAAGAGGUCGGUCGGAAGGGCUGGCGAGCCGCACCCACUCGAGAAGAGGGCGCUCGCUCAAACCACCGCUCGGCGGCACCUUUGUCGACUCUCGGAGGUAGCCUCACGUGGGCUGAGUUUUUCAGGUCCGAGUGUGGUCGUUUUGAUCACGACUUUGUCCCUUGGGGAACCUGGAGCCAGAUCUGACAUCCUGUGGCUUUGAAGUCUCGGCCGCGGAUGAGUGUGACCAAACGUGCUGUUGUUCUCUCAAGGGUAACUGUCUCUUACUGAUGGCAAAAUGCAGCUGGCUAAACAAAACCCACGUGUGCAUAAAUGUUAAUGUUGUGGCGGAAGUUUGGAGAUUGUGACUCUGGCAUUUAAGUUCAGGUCUGUAUGGGACACGUAAGCUUUUCAAAUGAUUUGAAAAUUGGUUUUAUUUGCCUCUUUAUUUUCAUGGUGGUUUGAUUUUUUUUUUUUUUUUUUUAGUAAAAUCACUAAACGCGUGCUGUGAUAGCACGGAAGUUUUCUGGGGUGUCUUGCAGGACUGCGUGCUGGCCAGGGUGGACGCAGCUCGAGUCACAGAGACCACCGAGGACUGGAGGACACGAAGGGCGAGCUCACGCCCCCGCCUCAAGGAGGACUUUGGUUUUCCUGACGACAGCCUGUGACGCUGCCGACUCGAGGGAGGGUUGGAUGAAUUCCGUGGGGCGGGACACGGGAGGUGUUGGCGUCCCCUGGCACCCGAGUCCUUUUCCUCGCUGGCCUUCUCGGUCCUGUGGGGACAUGUCCGCACACAGAGUGCCGUGAGGUCAGCGCGUGGGGGAGAGCCGCCCUCCCGUGUACACUGGUCACUGUGGCCGGUGCGGCACCAGUUUCACGAAUAAACUAUCACGCCCUUCAUGCCACCACUGGUCCUCGUUUCUGUAACCCACCCUUCUGAGCAUGGUCACCAUGCAGAGGCGUCCGCAGGGGGCUGGGCAUGGCCACUCAGGUGAAGGCCAGGUUGCCUCUGCCUCUUCAAGUCCUUGUGGCCCCCCAGCCCCAUUUAAGCCAGGGGAGGGGGCGUGCGGGGGAGCGGCACGCUGAGCCCGAGCACCUGGGCCUGCACAGGGGUCUCCGUGGAUGCCCCACAGCACGGCCGGGCCUUGGACGCUGGCUCACAGGUCCCCGCUGCCCCCGUCGCCAAGGACCCCAGGGCUGUCUCGGCCGGUGGGGUCGGGCACGGAGAGCCCCCGAGACCGCUGACCGUCACCCUGCGCCCUAGAGCGCCCGGCACCUUCCAGCCCGCCGGCAUCGUCCCCCUUCUCAUCGGCUAGUCGAAGAAGUGAAGCAGGGUUUUAUUUAUUUAUAGACUAAAAAUGUGGAAUAUUGUUCUAUUUCCUUCAAGAUGUUAUGAUUAGUGCAGAUCAGCCAUGUUUAUCUUUUAAAAAUAAACCAAGGUUGCUUAUUUCU